AUGAACCAAGACACAAAUGAACCUCUUCAAUCACUCCCUUUUAAUUCUACCUUAAAAGUUGCAGAGACAAUAAAUAUGGAGGAAAACAUGGAGGAAGAGGAGCUUCCAGAUAAUUGGGGAGGAAUGCUCCAUUUGCCAAAGUCCACAUUUUGCAUUGUCUCAAAUAACAUAUCAAUGAUUUUAAUACGAAAAUCAUAUUUGCAAAUGAUUGAACAACUUGAAAAGGAUGCCAAAAAUGGUUGUGCAAUAGUAGGCACACCUGGCAUAGGCAAGACUUUCUUUGGUCUAUAUUUUCUUUUCUAUAUUACUCACCGUUACCCUGAUUCUAAAAUUAUUUGGGAAACUAUUAACAGCAUGUGGUAUGUGUUUUUUCCAGAUUUACAUGUGGAAAGUGGAAUUCAGAGAAUAGGUUCUUGUUUUUAUGACACAUUAUUUGAUGAGAAGGCUUUCUAUCUUGUUGACUCAAUAGUUCCCAUGAAUAAUGUUAUUGCAUAUACACUUUUAUUCUCAUCACCAAGGCAGGAAAGAUGGAAUGAAUUCAUUAAACAAGAAGAUGUCACUCUUUAUUAUUCACCAAUUUGGACACCAGAUGAAAUCUGGAUACUAUGGAGAGAACAAUGGAAAGAGAAAAUGACAGCUGAUCGUGUUCAGGAAUUGAUGGACCGGUGGGGUCCAAUACCACGAACAAUUUUUGAUAAAAGAGAUAAUGAACCAAACUUUGAGGAGUUGACUUCUAGAUGUAACAUAAAAUCCCUUGUGGAAAAUUUGACAUUUAAAAAUAUGCGCUUGCAAUAUGAUGAUUUUAAUGGUAGAAUAAUUCAUAUCCAUCCAUUAAAAACAAAUUUUAAAGAAAAAAUUUUGAAGUUUGCUUCUGACAAAAUAGCUAAAGAGCUAUAUCACAAACAUGCAUUUAACAGCAGGAUAGAAAUUAUUCAUCUAAUUGAAGCUGGUGCCUUUUUUUCAGAUGCUAGUUUAAUACGUGGCAAGUGGUUUGAAGAAUUGGCCCAUGAACAAUUACAAAAAGGUGGUCAGUUUUUUGUGCGAUGCUUAGAGGAUGAAUCAAAGUCCUUAAAGACAAUGCUUUUGACAUUAAGUGUUGAUGAAUUAAAGGCAGAAUUAAAUGGUCUUAAAUUGUCAAAGAAUGGUAAAAAAGAAGAUUUGGUGAAUCGAUUGAUAGAUUAUUAUCAGAAAAAUGAUGGGAAAGAUGAUGAUAGAUUGAAAAAUCAGAUUGAGCUAAAAUACUUAAAAGAGAAUGUAUUCAGAAAUUUGGAAGAGAUAAAAUCAGAAUUUUACAAUAGACCACAUAAAAAGAAUCAGGAAUUGGUGGAUUCUCUGGUGCCUCAUGAACAUGAACCUGAUCAUAUAUAUCAGAUAACAGUGGGAAAGAACCAACCAAUUAAGGUUAAUGGUCUUAAAGAGUUACAUGAAUAUCUACAUACAGAUCGUAAGAUUUAUUUGUAUUUUGUUGUUCCAAAAGAUAAAUUUGAAGACUUUUCUUAUCAAAAAUAUGUGACAACCACUGGAAGAGAGUUUAAUGGGUGGAAUAAAUCAAAUGAUUGGAUUUUGAAAAAAGUUGUUCAAUAUGUUCUCAGAAUGGGUUUAAAAGUUGAAGUUUCAAAACGUAAAAUUGAGGAGGAAGAUAACAUAGUAGGAGAUGAUAAUAAACAUUUUAAAAAAACAUGA
Molecule: messenger RNA, 1683 nt
Organism: Entrophospora candida
Lineage: Eukaryota; Fungi; Glomeromycota; Glomeromycetes; Entrophosporales; Entrophosporaceae
Source: the annotation of a GenBank genome assembly